Messenger RNA from Acaulospora morrowiae, 387 nucleotides. Lineage: Eukaryota; Fungi; Glomeromycota; Glomeromycetes; Diversisporales; Acaulosporaceae. The record is from the annotation of a GenBank genome assembly.
AUGGAGACAAAGGAACAACAUAAUAUGCGCAUUGCUAGCAAUCUAGAAAGAAAAAUCGAAAAAAGAUUAACAGAAACUAAUGAAGAACGGGAGCGUCAUCUAAACACCGAAAAAGAACGUAAAAGUGCUGCACGUAGCAAUGGCAACAUUAAGAUAUUCGUAGCCCAGCCACUUCAAUUAGAGAAAAAGAACAUUGUUAACAUAAUUCGAAUAAUGCAGCUCCCAUCGAGUGUGAACAACAUCAAUGGCAAGAUUCUUAUAAUUCCGCCACAGUCAUUAAUGAGAAUGAACAAUCUUAACCACAAGAGUUUUGUAACUUGGCCACUAUUAUUAAUGAAAUUGAACACCAUCUACUACAAGAAUUCCAAAACAAAAUGGAUAAUAUAA